Helobdella robusta is the source of this 1455-nucleotide messenger RNA. RefSeq lists its product as hypothetical. The transcript has 3 exons. The coding region runs from base 1 to 1455 and encodes 484 amino acids. NCBI's taxonomy places the organism in Eukaryota, Metazoa, Annelida, Clitellata, Rhynchobdellida, Glossiphoniidae. The record is from RefSeq and is a predicted model, not a curated record.
AUGUCUCAGUUCAAAAAGAGUUUCAGCAUUGACGCGUUGUUGUCGAACAAACUGAACGAAGCAAGCACUACUGCGAGAACAAGCACAUUCUCAUCCACUCCUAUAUAUCAUAAUUUUCACAAUAUCAACAACAACAACAACAACAUCAACAACUACAAAGAUAAGAACAUCGCCAAUAGCAGCAGCAGCAACAACAACAAUAACAAGAUAUUAACACUUUCAUCGUUUGAAAAUAACCCUCAUCUCCCUGCCAACAACGACAAAAUAAAAACCAUCAGCACUGACAACAACAACAAACCUCACAUCAUUAACAACAACAGCAACGAAAACGUUUACUACAACAGCAGCUGCAACAGCGGCCACAACAACGACAAUAAUAACUUCAGCAGCGCCAACCCCAAAAUCGAUAGUUCUGCUUCAACCGAUGACAACGGUAACAACAAAAACAACAUCAUCAGUAACAACAACAACAACAACUACGACACCAAUAAAAACAACGACAACAUGCAUUGCAACAAAACAUCUCCGUCACCACUACUACUACCACCACAGCAACUCUCACAUCCAAACGCAGCCUACAGGUUUGCUUGGAACUUGAAACACGAAAAUGAUGACGAGGAUGAGAACGUAAUGAUGAGUGAUGAUGAUGAAGAGGAGGAAGAAGAUGAUGAUGCUGCCGAUGAUUACGAUAGCCAGAUUGAUGGUGAGAUAUGUAGACAACGAUCGAAAUCUGAAUCAUCAGUUAGCAGCAGAAGUUCAAGUGGUUGCCGCAACAACAGCCACUACAACAACGACAACAGUUACAAAAAUAUCAACAGCAACAUCAACGACAGCAACUACUUGUACGACAACAACUCAGAGAACAACAAAUCGAACAACAACGGCAGCAACAAAGAUGACGACGAAGAUGAUGAUGGUGACCGAGAUGGGGGCUGCCUCAGUAAGAAGUACUCCAGUAGCAUGAGUGACGAGGAGAUGAAAAAGACCUCCAUGGAACUCUUCAGAAGAUUCAACGUGUCCAAAGUGUUUGGCGGCAACGGUGUCCUUCCGACUUCAGCUUAUUGCUUCUUAUCAGCGGCCACUGCAAAUGCAUUCCACGCACCGACAGGCACCAACUCCCUCACCUACCAUUACGACCAGCAGCAGCAGCAACAGCAGCCACACAGCAAGGACAAACAUCUGAAGAUGCUAGACCACAAGAUGAACAUCUUCCAUCCAUCCACAAGACAUCCACACGCAUCCAACAUGCCUUUCACCUCACUUCUUCCUCCACAGCAUCAACAACAUAGAACAAACAGCAACAACAUAGAACAAACAGCUGAUGCACGUUUCCUUCCCCCUGCUCACCAUCACCACCCUCAUCAUCUGCACAACCUUCAAUUUGAUUGGUUGGCCAGGGCUGGAGUCUUCAUACCCAGACUUGUUGAUUAUAAUGACAUAUACGACAACAUAUAG